AUGAAGGUUGCUGAAGCGCUAUUGAAUCCCCUUGGAGAAGACGAUGACGAUUUCGAAUGCAACUUUCUGAUAGACAAAAAUAUCGCUACAGGUAUGGCUAUCGUGGACAACACUUGCGGUAUUUGUCCUCGGCUUAUACAGGACCAAUUCAUUGAUCCCGGCUUUCAGCCGGUAUAUUCUGAAGAAAGUCACAAAAAGGGUACAGACGGUGCUUUGCAAGGUUCAGCUGAAGGCAUCGAGUGA
Cylicostephanus goldi is the source of this 243-nucleotide messenger RNA. NCBI's taxonomy places the organism in Eukaryota, Metazoa, Nematoda, Chromadorea, Rhabditida, Strongylidae. The record is from the annotation of a GenBank genome assembly.